AGUAAUGGGUACACAACACAGGUCGGUAGUAAAUCUUCCCCAGAUACAGUGAUCGUUGGGACAGUCACGUACUCUUAGUCUGAAGGAAUCCACGUUUCUCUGGCUUCGCAGUGCAGUAGAGCCCUGCCAUGAAAGAGUUAGUGUCUUUUCAAGGAAUCAAAUCCGGCCCAUUCCAUCCUCAUUCUCCUCCUCCAACCACCCGCCUCCUCCCUCUCCUCCUCCACCACCACCUCCUUAGCCUCCGUGAGGUCUGUACAGCUGGCAAUUUACAGACAAUAUAACGCAGAAACUACUUAUUGGCUGCUUGGUGGACCACUGCACCACGAAAUGGUGGCAGUGAAUUAGUCGAAGACGUGGAGAAGGAUAUAUGUUCCAAGGCUUGUUCUGUGUGGGAUCAUUUUGUGGACAUCUGGACUGAAGUUUCUGAGGCUCAGCUUCUCCAGCUGUUUUCACUCUCUCCACUGGAACCGUUUUAACCUCCUUAUACUGGCACUGAAAGACACGCUGAAGUCAUGGAGAAGUCAAAACGGGUCCAUUACGGGUUUGCAUUCAGCCUCCUGUUUGGGUUGUGGUUACCGUGCUGUUUGACUCAGACAACUCCGUCAAGCUCAGCCACGACCGCAGUGUUACCCUCAGCCUCCCCUCAGCCCCAGAGCCAAAGACUAAAGGUCAGACUGGCUGGAUACCCCCGAAAACACAACGAGGGUCGGAUAGAGCUGUUCUAUAAAGGAGAGUGGGGAACCAUCUGUGACGACGACUUCUCCAUAUCUAAUGCCAACGUGCUCUGUCGUCAGCUGGGCUUUGUUUCCGCUACAGGCUGGACACAUAGCGCUAAAUAUGGCAAAGGUCAAGGAAAAAUCUGGCUGGAUAACGUGCAGUGUUACGGAGGUGAGAAGAGCAUUGAAGCUUGUAAGUCCCGUGGUUGGGGAAACAGCGACUGUACUCAUGAUGAAGACGCCGGGGUGGUGUGCAAAGACGAGAGGAUCCCUGGCUUUUUGGACUCCAACAUUAUUGAUGCUCAAAUGAUGGAGAACAAAGUGGAGGAGGUGAGGCUGAGGCCUGUGGCUGCUGUGUCCAGGAAGAAGCUGCCCAUCACUGAGGGUGUGGUGGAGGUGAAGUACAAAGAUGGCUGGGCUCAGGUCUGUGAUGUAGGAUGGACCAUCAAAAACACCCGUGUGGUCUGUGGCAUGCUGGGAUUCCCAAAUGAGAGGAAAGUCAACAAGAACUUCUACAAACGUCUGAAAAAGCGAGCGGCUCAGAAGGUCCCCAGUUCAAAGGUUAACGUUUCAGUGGGUGGAAGGCAGCCACCCAAAGCUAAAGCUAACUCUAAGUCUAAACAGAGCAGCCCAGGGAAAAGGUUGUAUUUGGAGCGUCAGAAGAACCACUUCCACAUCCACUCCGUGGCCUGCACAGGCACAGAGAUUCACCUAGCAGCCUGCCCCCUGGAGUUUACCAAACCAAAUGCCACGUUCACCUGUGAGGGCGGCAUGCCUGCUGUGGUCAGCUGCAUGCCGGGGCCUCAGUUUAUGCACAACAGCGGAAUUAAAAAGAAACAUAAAAUUUCGAGCACCGUGAGGCUAAAGGGAGGAGCCAAGGUAGGCGAGGGCCGUGUGGAGGUACUGAAAGACAACGAGUGGGGAACAGUGUGUGAUGAUCGUUGGAACCUUCAGUCGGCCAGUGUUGUCUGCAGGGAGCUGGGCUUUGGCACUGCCACGGAGGCUCUGACUGGAGCACGUAUGGGACAAGGAAUGGGUCCGAUCUACAUGAACGAGGUGAAGUGUCUUGGCCAGGAGAAAUCCAUCUGGAACUGCCCCUUCAAAAACAUCACAUCUGAGGCCUGUAAACACACAGAGGACGCAGCUGUACGAUGCAACGUACCCUACAUGGGCUAUGAGACCACGAUCCGACUGACGGGAGGACGAACCCGUUACGAGGGCCGUGUUGAGGUGCUGAGUGAGGACGCUAAUGGGACACAGAGCUGGGGUCUGGUCUGUGGGGAGACCUGGAGCACCAGGGAGGCCACAGUGGUCUGCAGGCAGUUGGGCCUGGGCUACUGUAACCAGGCCCUGCAAGAAACGUGGUACUGGGACAACAAUAACGUGACAGAGAUGCUGAUGAGCGGACUGAAGUGCACGGGCAGAGAAGCAUCUCUGAGUCAGUGUCAGCGACACAAAAGUGUCAGCUGUCAGAAAGCAGCUGCAAAGUUCUCAGCAGGAGUCAUCUGCUCAGAGACGGCCUCAGACCUGGUGCUGAACGCCUCUCUGGUAGAGCAGACAGUUUACAUUGAGGAUCGUCCUCUGCACAUGCUCUACUGUGCCGCCGAGGAAGACUGUCUGUCAUCAACCGCCUCCAAGGCCAACUGGCCGUACGGACACCGACGCCUGCUGCGAUUCUCCUCCCAGAUCCACAACAUUGGCCGUGCUGACUUCAAACCAAAGGCUGGACGACACUCGUGGGUCUGGCACGCGUGCCACGGCCACUACCACAGCAUGAACAUUUUCACCCACUAUGAUCUGAUAAACGCCAACGGUACUAAAGUAGCAGAAGGACACAAGGCCAGUUUCUGUCUGGAGGACACUGACUGUCAUGAAGGCAUUUCCAAGAGAUACGAGUGUGCUAACUUUGGUGAUCAGGGCAUCACUGUGGGCUGCUGGGAUUUGUAUCGACACGACAUCGACUGCCAGUGGAUUGACAUCACGGACGUCAAACCUGGAAACUACAUCAUGCAGGUUGUGAUUAAUCCCAAUAAUGAAGUGGCUGAGAGCGACUUUACCAACAAUGCCAUGAAGUGUAACUGCAAAUAUGACGGCCACAGAGUCUGGUUCCACAACUGCCAUAUUGGUGAUGCAUUAAGUGAGGAGGCAGAGAGAAGGUUUGAGAAAUACCCCGGACAGCUCAAUAACAAGAUUUCCUAACUUCACGACAUGAUGUGACAGAAGUGAGCAGUAACAAGAAUUAAGCAGUUUUCAGAAAAAGGAAUCAAAUUGUGGAAGAAUUGGUAGUCUUUUCUUUUGAGUUUUUUAUACUUGAAUAUUCAAGUUUUUCUUCUUUUUUUUCUACAUUCUUCAAAUGUGAGUACAUGCUAGUUUUAUCACAAAGUAGGAAUUUUAUACGGCCAGUUGUACAGUCUGUGUAUGGAAAAUGUACAGACAUUUAUGGGAUGAUUUUUUGAAGCUACAAAUGAAUGCUUUAUUUUUUAUUAUUUAAUAUAACCCGAUUCAAACCUACAAAUUAAAGGCAUAAGCAGCAGCAGAUGCAGCUGUGUGGAGGCUUUACUGGGCUUACAUUUACAGUAGUUCCAGUAAGUGUUGUAUUUACCAAUAAAUGUCACCGAGCUCAAAAAUACAAACAAAGCUCUAUACCGGGUGCCUUCACAGCAUCUGUAUUUUAUGAAUGUAUUUAUUGUCAGUAAUCUUGAUGCUCAGAAGUAAAACCUCAGAAGAGGCAAAGUGACAAUAAUCAGCAUAUAGAUUUAAUAUCUGCAUAUUUUUAAUAUAAAAUGUUAGAGUCAAUGGGUGAACAAUCAAAAUAAAACUGCAAUUAUUUUGAAUAUUUCCUGUUUGUAUGCUGAUGUAGCCACAGCUGCUACACCCAAUAAAAACUGAGGAAUGAA
Molecule: messenger RNA, 3613 nt
Organism: Cynoglossus semilaevis (tongue sole)
Lineage: Eukaryota; Metazoa; Chordata; Actinopteri; Pleuronectiformes; Cynoglossidae
Gene: loxl3b
Product: lysyl oxidase-like 3b
Exons: 16
Coding region: 513-2915 (800 amino acids)
Biological process (GO): peptidyl-lysine oxidation; collagen fibril organization
Cellular component (GO): membrane
Molecular function (GO): protein-lysine 6-oxidase activity; copper ion binding
Source: RefSeq, a predicted model, not a curated record